Oncorhynchus tshawytscha (Chinook salmon) is the source of this 3114-nucleotide messenger RNA. Its product is annotated as antimicrobial peptide NK-lysin-like. The record is from RefSeq and is a predicted model, not a curated record. The transcript has 5 exons. Gene Ontology annotation, biological process: lipid metabolic process; defense response to bacterium. NCBI's taxonomy places the organism in Eukaryota, Metazoa, Chordata, Actinopteri, Salmoniformes, Salmonidae. The coding region runs from base 50 to 451 and encodes 133 amino acids.
CCAAAACCCAACACAACUUUUAAUCUUCACAUCUCUACCACCACAAAUCAUGAAGACAUCUCUGGUCUUCCUUGCCCUCAGACUGCUGGCUUGUUCAGUUUGGGAAAUGCAUGGGCAAUGCCAACAGGUUGACCUUGAUGACCAGGAAGUAGUGGAAGCACAGCUGGAGAAGCGCAUGGAGCAACAGCUACAGGGAACCUGCUGGGUGUGUAAGUGGGCACUGAACAAAGUGAAGAAAUCCAUCUCCACUUCCUCUAGCCAGGAGGAGAUAAAGCAGAAGCUAUUGUCCGUUUGCAAUAAAUUAUCUGUCCCAAAAUCUAUGUGUAAAGGCCUGGUGAAAAAACACUUGCGGGUGCUGAUUGAGGAGCUUAAUGCAGGCCAUGACGUGAGGACCAUCUGUGUUAACAUUAAGGCCUGCAAACCAAAGGAAGUUUUGGACCUGAGCUACUGACCAAGCAGCCAGUAUCCAGAUUCCAAAGUGAGAAGAUGGAUGUUCAGGUGUCAUGACAAUGCUAUGCUGCCAGCCUCUUGCUCUUUCUUUUUCAAACUGGUCACAACACAAACAUAUAAAUGGAUGAUGAAGUUGGAAUGAUUAUGUUCUGAAAUAAUGUUUUGGGAACAUGUCUUAUAAUUAAGCAAUAAGGCCAGAGGGGGUGUGGUACAUGGCCAAUUUACCAUGGCUAUGGGCUGUUCUUAUGCACCAUGCAACGCAGAGUGCCUGGAUACAGCCCUUAGCUGUGGUUGAAUGGCCCUAUACCGGUGGUAUAUUGUCUCAUACACCAUGGCUUUCAGCCAAUCAGCAUCCAGGGCUCAAACGAUCUAGUUUAUAAUAGUGUAGGUGUCUGUCUUAAACUGCAGUACAUUUUGUAUCAUCUACAAAGGUAUACAUUUUGCUACUUUAGUCCCAUAGAGGGAAAUCAUUCAAUUGAAAUCAAUUCUUUAGGCCCUAAUCUAUGGAUUUCACAUGACUGGGCAGGGGUGCCAUGGGUGGCCCUGGGAGGGCAUAGGCCCACCCACUGGGGAGGCAGGCCCAGCCAAUCAGUAUACGUCAUUCUUAAAUUGCAUUACAUUUUGUAUCAUGUACAAAUGUAAACCUUUUGCAGCUUUAGUCCCAAAUGUCUAAAAUGUUUAAUGUUUGGCAAAAAAUAAUCCUCAAUUGAUAGAGAGUACAACUCCUUCUUUGACACCUCUAACAUAACUCUAUAAAUAUAUCCAAUUAGAAUUUUUACUGAUUAACGUGUAGUAUAAUUCUGGCUACCUUUUUUAUUUAGAAUUUCCGUUUUCUGUAAAGAAUCUUGAUUGCUUGGUAUGUGGCUUAAAGUAAUUCUCCAGUGUUUCCAGAUUUCUAUGAAAUAUGACUUAUUAUAAUAAGUAUGAAUUAUAAUAUGAGUUAAAAAGUUUUCCUUUCCAGAUUUUUCAAAUUAAGUCAGUUAAAAAGCAGCUUUUCUGUGAAUGGUGUGGGCGUACCAAAACAGAAGAAUGGGGUUGGCGUAUACCAGUCAUUACAAAUAUUAAUGCGAGUGGACCGCAGAUUAGCCAGCUCAUCCUCUUCAAGGAGAUGACAUCAUGUUCUCUGAGGAAAUAGCAAGCAUUUUUGAAAAGGUCUGUUUUAGAUAUAAGUUUGAGAUGGGGUUUUUAAAAGUGUUUUUUUUCUCCAAUUUAUGCUUCUGCUACAAAUACGGAUAUAGGAUGAGUCAACAAUUAUUUUGGUAUGAGUUGAUCGAAUAUGAUCUUUUCACUAUACAGUUACUUUAAAAAUGACAUCCAGCAAUGGCUUUCGUCUGAAUCAUUUUAUAGAGUUAUGAAUUACAGAGUUACACCAACCAAUCAAUUCAAUCAAACAUGACAUUGCUACUACAGUACCAUGCCUCUGAUGAAAAGCUAUUUCCACACCUUUCACAAAUUACAUUAAGCAAUCAUGUAUUUUGACAGUACUCACUUGCAAAGCUUAAUUCUAGCAAAAAAAACAAUCUGUAGUUGAAAAAGUCUUCAGUCAGCAGCAUCAAACUGAUCAAUUUAUGCACAAACUUUUUUUGCACAAUGACUGGAGAAAGUCGAUUCGAUCACAGAUUCGAUCGCAGGCCUCCAGCUGUUAGAUAUCUUUCUGUAGAGUAGAAACCCAUUAAAUAUUGUAAACCUUGAGACAUUAUGAAGGCUCAUACAUUCUUAUAACCAGUGUUAAACCUGCAGACCUUUUUACCACACAUUUCAACAGCCUUGAGAGCUAACACAUAUUGGUUACAAGCCCUGCAUCAUGUAGGAUCCAUGUAAAGUAGAAUGAUGUCAUAUGUCAUGCUGUUUGUCACCUUAAUUGUCUUCUGUGUUUAGGAAUCAUGUUCUUCACCUUCCUCAGGACCCACUUAGCAGACUCUAGAAAGCUUUUCUUCAACCUGGCUCUCAACAUUUUAAGCCAGCUGAUUGCCAGUUUGGUCAUUCCUGUAUUUUGGUUCUUAUAAUUUCUUGAGGAAAGAUUAUAACAUUUUUUUUUAAAUGUGUGUUCUAUCAGAAAAGAGACAUUGGUCAAGCUCAGGCACAUUGGUACAUUUUCAACCUGUUAUAUGCAUGCUCUAACAGGAUGGAAGCUAACAUGGCAAUGUGGCAAUGUGAAGCCUAAAUUAGCCAUAGCGAGUGAGCAAGACUGAGCUAACAUAAUGGUGAACACUGACAUUUAGUUAAUGUUCUCUAUAAUUUAGCCUAACAGGGUGGAAAUGUAUGUGUAGGACAUACAGACUAACAACAUGGAACAAUAGACACAACUCAGUGUUUAUAUUUAUUUAGCUUUGCACCAUUGUUUUCCAACCAAAGAAAUUAUGACAAUUCCUGAAUGUGGAGUCGUUGGAGGAAGUGGUUGUUUUCUGAAAUGGAGAAUUACAACAAACUAACAUUAUGGAAAAAGUUUUUUAUUUUAUUUUUUAAAUUAACAAACGAGGGAGGUUGACCGUGAUGACCAGCAAGUAGUGGAAACACAACCGGAAAAGCACAUGGUAAUAGUAUGCUACGGUCAAAAUGUUAUGAACUAGCAAAAAGUGUAGACAUUUCUGCAAUGUCCUAUUGGAAUACUCAACCUGCUACUGCGUAGCAGAACUUAACCAUAGAUAUAAAUAUAACUAAAGA